This is a messenger RNA of Hemisphaericaspora subhashii, 2568 nucleotides long. RefSeq names its product Rnr3p (gene RNR3). Gene Ontology annotation, molecular function: ATP binding; ribonucleoside-diphosphate reductase activity, thioredoxin disulfide as acceptor. The transcript has a single exon. The record is from RefSeq and is a predicted model, not a curated record. NCBI's taxonomy places the organism in Eukaryota, Fungi, Ascomycota, Pichiomycetes, Serinales, Debaryomycetaceae. Gene Ontology annotation, cellular component: ribonucleoside-diphosphate reductase complex. The coding region runs from base 1 to 2568 and encodes 855 amino acids. Gene Ontology annotation, biological process: deoxyribonucleotide biosynthetic process; DNA replication.
AUGGAAACCAAUACAUUUAUAAUAAUAGAUGAUCUCAGGGUGGGUGAGACUAUACGGGAAGAAUUCAAGAAAGAGAAGAUAUUAAUCUUCUUGGAGGAUCUCUGCUAUGGUUUGGAUAAAUCUCAAUUGUAUCUCGAGAACCUCGUUGACGAUGUCGCGAAAGGAUUACCGGAAGAAGUUACUAUUGAACAACUAUACGUCUUUAUGGCCGAAGUAGUAGCCAGUAGAGUCAUAUAUCACCCUGAUUACGCGCUUCUUGCUGGAAGAAUCGAAGUAAAGAAACUUCACAGAAAGAUUACUUAUAGUUUUUCGGAGAAUGUUGAACGAUUAAAACAAUACAAGCCGAAUCGACUUAAAUUAAAUGACUAUUCCCUUCUUUCAGAUCAGUUUUAUGAAGUGGUGACAAAGAACGCAUCAUUCUUGAACAAUUUGAUUGAUAAAUCUCGCGACUUUGAAUUAACAUAUUUUGGAAUCAAGACAUUAGAGAAUUCCUAUUUAUUAAGAAUGAAUGACGAAAUCUCGGAAACCCCACAAUUUAUGUUUUUGAGAGUUGCAAUAGGGAUCCAUUUUGAUAAUUUAGAUGCAGUAAUGGAAACAUAUGACUUGAUGUCACAAAAAUACUUCAUUCAUGCUUCACCAACAUUAUAUAACUCCGGAAGUAGUUUUAAUUACCUAUCAUCAUGUUUCUUACUUGGUAUGAAGGACGAUUCCAUUGACGGGAUAUAUAAAACCUUACAUGAGACUGCCUUAAUUUCUAAAGCAUCAGGUGGGAUCGGAUUUCAUGUGCAUAACAUUCGUUCCAGUGGAUCAUUUAUUGCGAGCACCAAUGGUACUUCUAAUGGAUUAGUUCCUAUGUUGAGAGUGUUUAACAACACCGCAAGAUAUGUUGACCAAGGAGGUGGAAAGCGUCCUGGAGCUUUUGCUGUAUAUAUAGAACCUUGGCAUGGAGAUAUUUUUGAUGUUUUGGAAAUGAGGAAGAAUCAUGGUAAUGAAGAACAUAGAACUAGAGAUUUGUUUUAUGGAUUAUGGAUCCCGGAUUUAUUUAUGAAGAGAGUUAAGGAGGAUAAAGAAUGGUCAUUAUUUUCUCCGAAUGUUGCGACAGGGUUGAGCGAUUGUUAUGGUGAUGAAUUUGUUGAAUUAUAUGAGAGAUAUGAAAGGGAGGGAUUGGCCGUAGAAACUGUGAAAGCACAUAAAUUAUGGAUGGCUAUUUUGGAAUCUCAAAUAGAAACGGGAGGACCUUAUAUGCUAUAUAAGGAUGCUUGCAAUUUCAAAUCUAAUCAAAAGAAUUUGGGAACAAUAAAGUCUUCCAAUUUGUGUUGUGAGAUUAUUGAAUAUUCUUCCCCAGAAGAAACAGCAUGUUGUAACCUAGGUUCAUUGGCAUUACCAAGGUUUUUGAAAACUGUUCUUAUUAGAGAUGAAGAAGUGCUAGAAAUUGAUUUUGCAAAACUUCAUUCUGUAACCAAAGUUCUUAUAAAAAAUUUGAAUAAAGUUAUAGAUGUUACCAAAUAUCCAAUAGAAGCUGCAGAACGAUCAAAUAAGAGACAUAGACCUUUGGCUUUGGGAGUGCAAGGAUUAGCUGACUUAUUCCUUGAGCUUAGAUUACCAUUUGAUUCGCCCGAAGCAAGGACUUUGAAUAUUCAAGUCUUUGAAACUAUCUAUCACGCUGCAUUAGAAGCCUCAAUUGAAUUGUCAAUUGUCGAAGGUCCAUAUGCGUCAUUUGAAGGAUCGCCUGCCUCAAAGGGGAUUUUGCAGUAUGAUUUAUGGGAUCACAAACCAUCGGAGUUGUAUGAUGAUUGGGAUUCAUUGAAAGAGAAUAUUAAAAGCUUUGGAUUGAGGAAUUCUUUAUUAGUUGCACCCAUGCCUACUGCAUCAACAUCACAGAUCUUAGGAUUUAAUGAAUGCUUUGAACCAUAUACGUCGAAUAUAUACAAUCGACGUGUACUUGCUGGUGAAUAUCAGGUUGUUAACAAAUACUUGAUUAAAGAUUUGAUAGAUUUAGGAUUAUGGAAUUCGGCAACUCGAAAUAAGAUUAUCAUGGAUAAUGGGUCUAUUCAAGAUAUUCCUGGUAUACCCGAUGAGAUCAAAAAAUUGUAUAGAACGGUGUGGGAGAUUAGUCAGAAAGGUAUAAUUGAUAUGGCAGCUGAUCGUGGUAAGUUUAUUGAUCAGCUGCAAAGUAUGAAUGUUCACUUGAAAGAUCCAACAUAUGGAAAAUUGACAAGUUGUCAUUUUUAUGCCUGGGAAAAGGGAUUGAAAACUGGUAUGUACUAUUUAAGAACACAAAGUGCAUCAAAGGCAAUCCAAUUUACUGUUGAUUUAGAAGAAGCUAAAAAGGUUAAAAAUAAUGCAAUAGCGGAUUCAAGUAAACUUAAGCGUAAGAGAUAUGUCGAAGUUGAUCAUGUUAGUGUCAAACGUAAAUUUAUUGCUGACGCAGUGAAGGCAAAUCAAGAUCUAUCUAUUUACGGAACCCCAGAAUCGGAGCCUAGUGAAUCCCAAUAUAGUAUUUAUGACAGCACCCCAUUGUCAUGUAAUAUCGAUGAUCCAGAUAGUUGUCAAUCAUGUUCUGGCUAG